GGUAGUGUUACGUUACUGUGGACCCCCAUCAAUGCAAAUUCCAAAUAGCAAGAAAACGAAGCGUCUUCUUUCUCCCACACCUCUCUCCUUUCAUCUUCAAUCUCCAUCCAUUCAUGGCCCCUCCUUCCUGCUGUUUACCAUGAGUCCCCCUAAGGGAUUGAUUAAGAUUCCACAUGCACUGAAUUUCUGCUUUCUUAAACUUAUUUUAUUGGAACUUGAGGGUUUGGUUCUGUUUUGUUCUAUGCAAUUUUAUCUUGGUUGGGUGUCUUCAAACUGGAAUUGAUGUGUAGAUGAUGGAAGCUAGAAUGAAUUUGAUCCCUUCUGUAAUUGGAUUUGGAAUGAGUGCUACUUUUAUUGUGUUUAUUUGCACAAGAAUAAUCUGUAGGAGGAUCCGAAGAGAAGCGUCUGGGCCAAUGUUCGAGAUUGAGUCCAGAAUGGAUCUUGAACAGCCAGAGCAACAGAUUCAAGGCCUGGAACCAGUUCUAGUUGCUGCAAUACCCACCAUGAGAUUCAACCGGGAGGCUUUCAGUUCCUUAGAAGAUGCUCAAUGUUCAAUAUGUUUGGGGGAGUACGAAGAGAAAGAAGAGCUAAGAAUCAUGCCCAAAUGCGGCCACAAUUUCCACCUUGCUUGCAUCGAUGUGUGGCUGACAAAACAGUCCACUUGUCCAGUUUGCCGUUUCCCUUUACACAACUCAUUCUCAUCAGCAGAGGUUGAUUCCAGGACCUGAGAGUCCUGUACAACAUGAAACUAGCUAGCCAAGUAUCCAUGCAUCCUGAUUCAAUCUGUCACUGGAGAUCAGACAGAAAGAAGACAAUAUAUUGAUGCAGCCAAGAGCAAUGUAUUAUAUGAGUUUGCUUCUUACAAUUUACAUCCAAUUCAUCUAACACUACAUGCCCGUGAGCAUAACUCCUUUUUUGUACAUAAAUAUCAUUUCCAGUA
Rubroshorea leprosula is the source of this 940-nucleotide messenger RNA. NCBI's taxonomy places the organism in Eukaryota, Viridiplantae, Streptophyta, Magnoliopsida, Malvales, Dipterocarpaceae. The record is from the annotation of a GenBank genome assembly.